UACGCCAACUGAAGCAGAUUCCUCCCGCACAGCCACAGCCACAGUCUUCACUCCCGGAAGACUUCCGCCUGGCAGUGUUCAUCCCAACUUUCCUUCCAUUUUUCCUGCAUUCCAAACAGGUUAAGAAUCUCAAAUGCUAAAAUCGCCAUAGCUGGGUAUUUUUCAAUUUCGUUCAAAGUCAUGAGCUUUGCGACUGCUAAAUUAUCAGAGCUCCCACUCAGAGGCCACUCCUCUUUCUUCCCAAAACCCUCAUUUCGGGAAUUCCGAAACCCCUUCUGCUCCUCGUUGCGAACCAACAAGUACGUCAGAACCCAAAACCCGAAAUCGAGAAACUCCAAUUCCCCAAAUUCUACCUGGUUGUCCAAGUGGCCUCCGAAGGGGAAUUCGGUUAGGGGUUCUCCCAAGAAAGAGGUAAGUCGGCCUGUGAAUGAGGAGAAGGCUCGGUAUUUGGCGAGGGAUAAAGGGGAUACUGCAAUUGAGAGAAUCGUACUUCGCUUGAGAAAUUUGGGUUUGGGAGCGGAAGACGAGGACGGAGAAGAAGGGAGGGAGGAGACCGGGAUUCUGACCGCCGAGUUGCCGCCAGUUAAUGGGGAGGAGAGGCUGGCGGAUCUUUUGAAGCGGGAGUGGAUUAGGCCUGAUACUAUUUUGGACGAGGAUGAUGGUAGUGACGAUGAAAUGGCGUUGCCGUGGGAGAGAGAAGAGAAAGAGAGGGAGAUGCAGGGAAGAGAGGAAGAUGGAGGGAUGGAAAGGAAGAGGAGGCCAAAGGCUCCGACUUUGGCGGAAUUGACGAUUGAGGAUGAAGAAUUGAGAAGGCUGAGGAAGAUGGGAAUGACUUUGAGAGAGAGGAUCAAUGUGCCAAAAGCUGGGAUCACCCAGGAAGUUUUGGAGAAGAUUCAUGAUAAAUGGCGUAAAGCUGAGCUGGUUAGGCUCAAGUUCCACGAGUUUCUCGCCCAUGACAUGAAAACUGGCCACGAGAUUGUCGAGCGUCGCACUGGAGGGUUAGUUUUAUGGAGGGCAGGAAGUGUUAUGAUUGUUUACCGAGGCGCUAACUACCAAGGUCCGAAAUCUCCGGAAUCUGCUAGGCAAGAAGGGGAAUCACCAUUCAUUCCAGAUGUGUCAUCUGCUGAUUCAUCCUCAUUCAAAAGUGAUGACUCCGCAUUGUCAGAUUCAGAGAAGUCUGUACUACCAGUUGUGAGACUUCCACAACAGACCGAGACCUUGACCGAGCAGGAAAUCGAAUAUAACCAACUCUUGGAUGGAUUAGGGCCCCGUUAUGAGGCGUGGUGGGGCACUGGAGUUCUUCCUGUGGAUGCUGAUUUGCUUCCACCUAAAGUUCCUGGUUACAUGACGCCUUUUAGGUGUCUUCCUACUGGAAUGCGGCCUCGACUUACUAAUGCUGAGAUGACUAAUUUGAGGAAACUUGCUAAAUCACUUCCCUGCCAUUUUGCCCUUGGGAGGAACAGAAACCAUCAAGGGUUGGCAGUUGCUAUACUCAAACUUUGGGAGCAAAGCCUAAUUGUGAAAAUUGCCGUGAAGCGAGGGAUACAGAAUACGAAUAACAAGCUAAUGGCUGAGGAAAUAAACCAAUUAACAGGAGGUGUCCUGUUGCUCAGAAACAAAUAUUAUAUUGUCAUUUUCCGUGGGAAGGAUUUCCUGCCUGCAAGUGUAGCUGCACAAUUAGCUGAUAGGCAAGAAAUAACCAAACAAAUUCAAGACAACGAAGAGAAAUUAAGAAGCAAUCUAGAGAUAGCAUCAUCAGGUAUAGAAGGUGAAGGAAAUGCACUUGCAGGGACCUUGGCGGAGUUUUAUGAAGCACAAGCUCGAUGGGGAAGAGAUACAUCUGCAGAAGAACGUGAAAAGAUGGUUGAAGAAGCUGCCAAAGCUAAAACUGCUAGGCUCGUCAGAAAAAUCGAGCAUAAGCUAGCUAAAGCUAACAGCAAGAAGCUUAGAGCAGAGAAACUAUUAUCAAAGAUAGAGGCCUCGAUGGUUCCCGCUGAUCCAGAUUAUGACAGAGAAGCGAUCACUGAUGAGGAAAGGAUUGUGUUCCGGAAAAUUGGGUUGAGAAUGAAGCCAUACUUACCUAUGGGGAUCCGUGGUGUUUUUGAUGGAGUUAUUGAAAACAUGCAUUUGCAUUGGAAGUAUAGAGAGGUUGUGAAGCUAAUAACCAAACAAAAGACGAUGGCAUUUGUUGAAGAUACAGCUAGACUGCUGGAAUACGAGAGUGGUGGGAUACUGGUGGCAAUAGAAAGAGUACCAAAAGGUUAUGCUCUCAUUUACUACCGUGGGAAGAAUUACCGCCGUCCCAUUAGCUUGAGACCAAGAAAUCUUUUAACAAAAGCAAAGGCAUUGAAGCGUUUUGUAGCAAUGCAACGCCAUGAGGCUCUCAGUCAGCACAUAUAUGAACUGGAGCACACAAUAAAACAAUUGAAAGCCGAAAUUGGUUUAUCUGAGGAUGAUAGUUCUGAUGAUUGGAGCUCAGGUGCACCGCGAUUGGUAGAUUCUAAUUCAGACUUCACUGAAGGAGAGGAUGAUGCUUCAUAUAUAGCAUCUGAUGAGGAUGGUAGCAAUAAUGACGAGGAAGAAGAGGAGGACCUUGAUUGGGAAGAUGAAGAUUUUGAGUCUUCGGACUCUGAGAAUAGUGACAUUCUUUUAACACAUAAUGUUUAACAAGCUCAUCAAAAUCUGUCUCUUAAGCAAGUGAAUGUGUCCUUCCCAAUGUUCAUCUGCAUAUGCAGGUAUUCACUUUUGUGGCAUGCUUGUGUUGAACUUGAAUCUACUUCUUGCAUUAAUUGGGGAGUGUCUGUUUGCCUGAAUGAGCAUAUUUCCAUUCCCUCAUCUACUGAAUUUUAUUUGUUCCAAAACUAAAUAGUGCACUUCCAGUAACAUGGUAUGUUUUCACGUGUUAGGAUUGAUAUACACAUUCUAAGCCUUCCAUGGACAGAGUUACUGAGAAGCAUAUUCUGGAAAUGAAGCUCCAGCUAUGGCAUAGCAAUGGAUUCUGGUGAAGUUCCUGCGAGUGGCGAAGGGAGUUGAUUGUUCGGACUUCUAACCUCGAGACAAAUUCUAGGAUGGAGAAGGUGGUGCUUGUAACAUAGCUAAGGCAAAUGGCCAUCGGACACUUCAGUUGCUGGGUUUAGUUUGUUUGGAAAUUUGUAUGGCAUAUGUUGAACAUACAAAACAAGAUACGGAGAAUAUGCAAAAUUUUGCAGCUUGUUAUGUGAUUUUGAGGGGUUCUGCUCAUGUAUUUGAUACUAUGAUGUCAUUCAUUUCCAGUUUCCUGUUGUAAAAUGUAAUUCAAUGUAAGGUUCAUCGAUAGUGUUAUGUUAGGGUUGUCCCAAGGCAUCCACUGUUACAUCUUUCCCCCCUUAAACAACUAACACAAUUUAGCACCUGAGCCAUACAGGUAUGUUUAUGAUAAUAAAUUCCAAACUAAUUACGGUAGGAUAAAUGAAUAGCCUAUGA
Messenger RNA from Linum trigynum, 3462 nucleotides. The record is from the annotation of a GenBank genome assembly. NCBI's taxonomy places the organism in Eukaryota, Viridiplantae, Streptophyta, Magnoliopsida, Malpighiales, Linaceae.